Messenger RNA from Ceraceosorus bombacis, 349 nucleotides. The record is from the annotation of a GenBank genome assembly. Lineage: Eukaryota; Fungi; Basidiomycota; Exobasidiomycetes; Ceraceosorales; Ceraceosoraceae.
AUGGCGAGCUCACCGCGUUUAACCUACAACCAGGACGUGAUCAAAGAGAGCAUCAAGGAGCUUUGUGCAAAUGGCAGCUCUUAUGGCCACUUCCAUGGCCACGAGAAGCUAGACGAUCAAGUGCUGCUCAAAUGCUUGGCUCGAACCUUGGAGAAGAAGCACUACGGAUUCAACCGUGAGCAGAGGCUGGGUCCAGGUCGUGCAGCAGCAGAAGGCGAUCACAAACCGCAUGGAUUGUAGGCGCGAGUGUGUCAAAACCAAGCAUGCUCAACGCAAGGUGGCUGGCCCAGAUGUCAAGGAUAGCGGACGUACUGCAGCCUUGAAUCUGAACGAGGUGGCAACAAGUUGA